GUGUUCGUUCGUUCUUCUUCGUGUGCUGUGUGAGAAAAAAAUCUACCAAAAAACAGUAAAAAAUAGAAACGAGGCUCACACAAUACAUUUCUGCAAAAUAUAAUAGUGUUUAGCCAAAUUUUUUACAAAACGAAUGAUAUAGUCGGAAAGUAAAAAAGCUAAAUUUUAAGUUGAAAAAACAAACCCACCAAUCAACCGAACGACGACCGACCAACGCUCCAUACAAAUACAAUAAAAAAUAGAAGCAGCAGCAGCGAAGAGAACAAAAGAAAAAAUAUGGUUGACAUAAUAAAUAUUGACAGCAUCAUAUCGCGGCUCUUGGAAGUGCGUGGGGCUAGGCCUGGCAAAAAUGUCCAGUUGUCGGAGAGUGAAAUACGAGGACUAUGUCUCAAGUCGCGUGAGAUAUUCUUGUCGCAGCCAAUACUGUUAGAGCUAGAGGCCCCAUUGAAAAUUUGCGGUGACAUUCACGGUCAAUACUACGACUUGCUGCGCCUGUUCGAGUACGGAGGUUUUCCACCCGAAUCGAAUUACUUAUUUUUGGGCGAUUAUGUCGAUCGUGGAAAGCAAUCAUUGGAGACGAUCUGUUUGCUCUUGGCCUACAAGAUAAAGUAUUCGGAAAAUUUCUUCUUAUUGCGUGGUAAUCACGAAUGUGCCAGCAUUAAUCGUAUUUAUGGCUUCUAUGACGAAUGCAAACGUCGGUACACAAUUAAAUUGUGGAAGACCUUUACCGACUGCUUCAACUGUUUACCAGUGGCGGCCAUUGUUGACGAAAAAAUAUUCUGUUGCCACGGCGGUUUGAGCCCCGAUCUCUCUUCGAUGGAACAGAUCCGAAGAAUCAUGCGUCCCACCGACGUGCCAGAUCAGGGUUUGCUGUGUGAUUUGCUAUGGUCCGAUCCCGACAAAGACACUAUGGGCUGGGGAGAGAACGACCGUGGUGUCAGCUUUACAUUUGGAGCUGAGGUUGUAGGAAAAUUCUUACAGAAGCACGAAUUCGAUCUUAUCUGUCGUGCUCAUCAAGUGGUUGAGGAUGGAUACGAGUUCUUUGCCAAACGACAGCUGGUCACAUUGUUUUCGGCACCCAACUACUGUGGAGAAUUCGAUAAUGCAGGCGCCAUGAUGUCCGUUGACGACACUCUUAUGUGCUCCUUCCAGAUCCUGAAGCCAGCCGACAAACGUAAAAAGUAAAUUAACCACAGAGACAUGAAUGCAUCAAAAUACUUCCUCCUUCUCCUCCCCCAUAUCUGCAUCAUUCAAUAAAACAUACAAAUUCUUUCAAUUAACUCCGCGAGCAUAUUCACUUCAAUAGACACGAUCAAAGCGUUGAUUUAUUAACAUAACUUUGUUUUUAAUUUUUAUUAAACGUUUUCUGACCAACAUUAAAUAUUUUGAUAUUGCUCCGCAAGCGUUUUGUUCUGGACAUUCAUUUUAAGUAUUCAUUGAAGCAUGUAAGGUAGGAACCAAGUAAAAAAGCAAA
Messenger RNA from Musca vetustissima, 1474 nucleotides. It is a transcript of the gene Pp1-87B, whose product is annotated as serine/threonine-protein phosphatase alpha-1 isoform. Gene Ontology annotation, molecular function: protein serine/threonine phosphatase activity. The transcript has a single exon. The record is from RefSeq and is a predicted model, not a curated record. Lineage: Eukaryota; Metazoa; Arthropoda; Insecta; Diptera; Muscidae. Bases 277 to 1185 code for a protein of 302 amino acids. Gene Ontology annotation, cellular component: cytoplasm; nucleus.